Messenger RNA from Alligator sinensis (Chinese alligator), 8386 nucleotides. It is a transcript of the gene PRKAA2, whose product is annotated as protein kinase AMP-activated catalytic subunit alpha 2. The coding region runs from base 5493 to 6878 and encodes 461 amino acids. NCBI's taxonomy places the organism in Eukaryota, Metazoa, Chordata, Crocodylia, Alligatoridae. Gene Ontology annotation, cellular component: cytoplasm. The transcript is spliced from 10 exons. Gene Ontology annotation, molecular function: ATP binding; AMP-activated protein kinase activity. Gene Ontology annotation, biological process: intracellular signal transduction; protein phosphorylation. The record is from RefSeq and is a predicted model, not a curated record.
AAGGGGGGCUAUGUCAUUUUACACUCUCCCCCACCCCUCACCACUGAUUGGUUCAGAGAGAUGCCCAUUUUUGGGUCUGGCUCCUCAGCCAGUCCGCGGGAGGGGGAUGGCCCACAUGACGGAUGGCCCUCUUGGCCAGUUUGCAACCAGGGGUGGGGCCAUAUGAUGGACAACCCUCUCGGGCAAUCAGCGGUGCCAAUUAGAGGCGUGGGAGGGGCCUGCCACAAUAAGCCCGCUUAAGUGGUGGUGGGCCCCGCAAUUGACUCAUGAAAUCAGUUGCCUGCCGCCUCGAUUUUGGUAGGUCCCUAAUAAUACGCAUAGGGGAAGCCUUGGAAGAGCCGCCUAGAGGUGCUGGGAAAGCACCGCUGGAGAUUUUGAAGAACAUAGUAAAAGAAACCUCUGUCCGUGGCUAAAAGUGUACUCGAUCCUUCUCAGGGGUUUGGACUGCUUAUAAAGAUAACAACAGUAAUAUUAUAGCAGCACUCAUUAGGCUUAGCCAGGGUCUUGGGUACCGCACAAGCACACAUCAAAGACAAGCCCUAAAAUAGAGGGGCGGUAAGCAAAAACCAAGGGAAAGGACAAUGGCUUGACAGACAAGCAAAGGUUCGGGUAAAGAACUAGGACAACAUUGUUACAGAUGUUCCUGUUUCUAAAGUAAAAUCUGGUUAAUUAUCACUCCAAGGGGACUGAUGGGUAACGAUGACUGGUUACCAGUAAUUAGUCCUUUUCAAUUCUUUGCUAGAUGUAUUUUUCAUGUCAUAGCGAGACAUGGUAAGCAAUGAUGUUUGACAUUUUAACAAGGAAGAAAAAAAUUACAGAAGUUUUGAGUGCAAAGUAUGUGCACUCCUACUCACUACCUAAGAACUGUCUGACGAAACAGAUAAAUGUUUAAUGGACUUUUUUGAAAGAAAAUUGCGGCAUGCUCACUCUUUAAGAGUUACAUGAUUAUGAGGGAAUGAAAUAAUCAGUCAACUAUUUUUUCUGUCUGCUCUUACAUGGACUCAUCAUCAACGUUCCCUUUAAGGUUUAGUGAUCUGUGAGCAAUCCUGGCUGGGAGUGCGUGGGUAUCUCGGCGUGCUCCCCACCCCACCGCCCUCCUCUGCAGCAGCUUAUGGCUGGGUUGGGGUGGGUGGUGAGCAGCUGGAAGCGAAGUCGGUGGUGGUGGGGGGAGCAUCAGCACCCCCUUGCUAUGGCACUGGGCAUCCCCCCCCAGGCUGGUGCCAGGGGUCCAUGACCCCCUACUGCUCCCCAUCGGUACACCACUGUGUGCGCGCCAUUAAAAAGUUAUCGCGUGACAUGAUUUUUUAUUGUGCGCGGCCACACAUGCACACAGCUUAGAGAGAACCGUGCUCAUCAUCCCAAAAUGGAAGAUAAUACGGUGCUAUGGUUCAUUGUCUGCAUCUGAUCGAGUCAAAAAAAGCUGGAGUAUCCAACACUUGGCAAGCACCAGUGGGCUUGACAGGAGCUUUGGGGGGCGUAUAUCUUUUAAGCAAAUUAAAUCAUAUCUUAAAUCGUAUCUUUUAAGCAAAUCAUAUCUUUCAAGCAAAUUAAUUAUCAGAAGGAAAUCUAUUGUGAUUUAGUGUGUGUACAUUUGGAACGGGCCGUGCUGUAACAGAUAAACUCGCCAAAGUGUUUUGUGUACAAAUCAAUGGGACGCUAAUGGGGAUUCAGUGUACUGACUAAUCAGACCAUAGCGAUGAUGAGUUAUCCCAGUGCAUCAUUAAACAGAUUUCACUGUGUUUAAUUUGGGAGUGGAGGUAGGGAGGGUAGUGGGGUAGUUAUUAGGAUAGGAGAUCUCUCCCAUAAGCGCGUGUAUUCUAGGUGUAGCACGUGCAGAUAUCUUAAAUGCUUUGCCUUUACUGCAUCAACCAAAAGCCAUGUGUAGAGGAAGAGACGGGAUCUGUUUUAAAGAGCUCAAAGGGAUCUGUUUUGAAGAGCUGGGCCAACAGGGACCUUUAGCAUUUAGUGUAAACUUUAAUGAGUUGCAGCUGAUUGCAAGAGAAGUAUUAUUUCUUUUCAUGGCCAGUUUCUACUUCUAAACUAGCUAAAUCAGAAAGGUCCACUUUUAGAAACAGAUUUUGCCCGCACUUGCCUUGUUAGCGUUCUCUGAUGAAUCCUUACCAAACAUGGAGAUUAGUGCACUGUCCAGAUGAAACAGUAGGCUUUAAAAAAAAAGAUCAAGUCCCUUUUGCCCUGACUUCUCCGAGUUUGAGAGUGCUGGUGCUUAUCCUUUGUGCUUGCUGUCUUGUUGCUGGAAGAUCUGGAUAGCUGCUGCUGUUCCAUUUAUUAAUCACAUCCAUUGUUUCCACCACAAGGUGAAUCUCUGCUAGCCUGCUGAGCAUCCUGAGGUCAAUUCAACGUGCAGUUAUACACAUAGCUAAUGCCUGUCAUUUGCCAGGAACAUGAAAGAAUCCAUUCAAACCUGUCUUACUUCCCUUCCCUGCUUCCCCCACCCCAUCCAUAUACACCCUUUUUAUUGCAUCGGAUAACUUAAAGCAAAUGCUUGGCUGGCUGAAAAAUAAACCCUCUUCCUAGUGUUUUACGGCAGGUGCCAAGAGCUGGCAGCAGGACUGAUAAUCUGGGAUUAUUGGAGUUUGGGGGUUGAUGAUCCCAUUUUAAAGGGAACCCCCCUCCUCUCUUUAUGGGGAGAAAUGUGUUACAAAAUAUGGCAGUCUCUUUUUGGGUAAACCCCCCCAAAGGAACAGGGCAGAAGGUGACAUCCUGCAACCCCAGCUCUAUGUGGGUGAAGCAGCACCAGCAUUGCUAAAGAAAGGUCUUUUCCUCCUUAAAGAAUUGCAGUCUGAGCCUUCUCCCCAUAGCUGCAUACUGUUUCUCGCCCCAUUUCCAUUGACUCCCAUGGAAAUUUCCAGCAGAAAUCCACAAAUUGUCAAGAGAAAAUAUGCCAGAUAAUUCCUUCUCCUAUCCUGGCCUGGGGAACCUCUCUGCAUGACAUUAUUAUGGGAUUCCUGCAGUUCCCUCGGGAGUACAGACUGCUGCUCCCCUCGUUCCUUAUCACAUUCACCACCCAAGAUCAGUCACCUUCCUUCGACCAGCUUCAAGGGCUGGAAGUACCUUUUUUACCAGGAUCUGUGCAGGGAGCAGGAACCAACAUCACCCAAGAACCUGGGGGGAAAUGAAAUCCCUGAGUCUAAAUUCCUAAAACCCAAAGUAAUACUAAUGUGCCAUCAUUUGUGAAAACCAGAUAAUACACGUUAGGCAAUACAUGCAGCUUCCAAAGCAUCUUUGGACGGAGCCCAGCCUCCAAACUAGACCAAGCAGCCUGAGCUAGCUUGUGGAUCUAUUUAAUACUUUUGCCAACUAAAGAUACAGUGAAGGUCAGGGGCGGCAGUCUACCAAGCCAAGCACAUAGCAAGUCUCCUGUAGCUAGAAGCAGCGGCAUUAAAAACUUGACGUGCUUAAAAGGUCCCCAUUGCACAGCAAAUUACAUUCUCUCUUUGUCUCUGUCUCUCUUAAGACAUGCAAGUAGGCUUAACAAGUCACUGGGGACUGAAACAAUAAUAUCUCUGUAUCUAAUGCUUACUGUAAUCAAAAGAUGGAUUACAAAACAGACUUUAUUUUUAAUUAUUAAUGUGCUGAACUAAAAAAAUAAACCACAGAGUUGUAUGCUGUUUAUCAAGGAUGAAAGGAAGAGAAACCAUUCAGGAACAUUAGUAUUGUUAUUUUAAUUCUUUCUUUCAGACCUUCUCUAGUAUAUCGGUGAUUAGGUGAUACAUAAAAAAGAGACCAUGUCACGAGUAAGGUGAAGUAGGUCUAAUAAUUGGUAUCCGGCAGUGCAGUAAAUUACCGUGCUUAAAUGCACGUGUAGAUGGUGAUGUUGGGAUUAUUCUAUUCUGGCUCAGAUUGAGCCGGAGUAUGUUUGGUCACAUUAAUUGCAUGUGUAGAUGCGUCCAUUGUGUGGCUGAUUGGUGAAGCGUGGGGCUUACAACCUCAGCUAAGUCGUGUCCCACAUGGGUUUAUCCAUUCCUGAUACAGGGGCUGUAGACCUUGAUCUGAAGCUAUCUAUUCAGGUUCCCUUUCUCAUCCCUCCUCCUACUGUGCAGCAUGUACCCUAUGUACAAACUGGGUUGGAAGACAGACCGGUUUCCUUUGUAACACCAGUAUUAGCCAGAACAGGGCUGCACAAACCAAGAGGAACCCCCCAGAACCCCCCGUGCUUGUACAAUAUGAGGUCACCCUAAUAGGUCCUAAACAUUAACAUUUUCCAUGGAUGCCCCAGUAUAGAAGAAGAAUUUCUUAGCAUACAGUUCUCUAGAGGUUCGGGGCUAUAGAGAAGUCCAUAAGUAUGGCACGGUACGAUGUCAUAAAUUAGGGCAACCCCUGGGAUGCUGUAAUUUCCCAAAUCUCAGGAGUGCAAAUAUCCAUCCGGGAACAUGCCUUCUAAUAGUGAUUACUAGUGUUUUCAGUACACUGCACAGUGAGAGUGACAUAUCUGCCUCAUCCUGCAUUGGAUCCCGAAUUGCUCUUAUUAUACAAAAUGCAUUGCUUUUCACUGUCCUUAUUUGUUUCUGUUUGUUUUUUACUAUUGUGAAGUCUAAAAUGGACAUGCAAAGGAGCAUUUUAUUUUCAAGUGGGGCAAAGUGUUUUAUUUUUAGGAUACUCCUAAUGAGGAGAGAAUCUCAGGCAGUUCUUAUCUCUUAGCUAAUAAUAGUGACCUUGCUCACUCUGAAUGGUAGCAGUGUUACCACACACUCCUUUUCAUGGUCAUCUGUACACAUUCAGGCAUUGCAUUAUGCUUCUAAUGAUCUUCUCUUUAAAGCUGUUAGCAAUUUAGGAUGUUCAUAUUUUAAUAGCAGGGUUUGUCCAUAAGACAGUUAUUAACUCCUUACUGUUUCAAAGUAUUAUUACAUGGCCUUCCUGAUUAUAAAUGUUACCAUUAUGGUUUUUAGUGUAAAGAAGUUUUCGGUGUAACCUAAACAUCUGUCUAUAGUUCACCAUUUUAAAAGCACCAUGAGAUUUUUGACAUGUGUUCUGUUCGCUACUGAUCUAAACUAUGCCGCUUAUAGAAAACGGUGUUACUUAGAUCAGUUUUGCCUCAGGCUUUUUGAAUGUCUGUACCUAGCCUUAGUCAAAUCCACAAUUACAUUAAUCACAAAUCAGCUUUUAAAAUAUACAUUGAUUUUAAUCCACUAAAAUAUGUCAACUAAUAGUGGUUUCCCCUUGUUCUAGAUCAGAUUGGUGAUCUCUUUUCAUACAAGGAAGUUAUCAACGUGCAGUUAUGAACAAACUGUAGAUUUAUUUUGACUGAAGUAAAGCUAAAGCAAAAUACAAUAUUCUAAGACCUCAGUUUUGGAAGAGUUGGAGAACACCAGCUGACGGGGCAUAAAGUAGCAGUAAAAAUUUUAAACAGACAGAAAAUUCGCAGCUUGGAUGUGGUUGGGAAAAUCAAAAGAGAAAUUCAAAAUCUAAAACUCUUUCGGCACCCUCAUAUUAUCAAACUGUACCAGGUUAUCAGCACUCCAACUGAUUUUUUCAUGGUAAUGGAAUAUGUAUCUGGUGGCGAAUUAUUUGAUUACAUCUGUAAGCAUGGACGUGUCGAAGAGGCAGAAGCUAGACGCCUUUUCCAGCAGAUUCUCUCUGCAGUGGAUUACUGUCACAGGCAUAUGGUUGUCCACAGAGACCUGAAACCAGAGAAUGUGCUGCUAGAUGCACACAUGAAUGCCAAGAUAGCUGAUUUUGGGUUGUCUAACAUGAUGUCGGACGGGGAAUUUCUGCGAACGAGUUGUGGUUCCCCAAACUAUGCAGCUCCUGAAGUCAUUUCUGGAAGGUUGUAUGCUGGCCCUGAGGUGGAUAUCUGGAGCUGCGGUGUGAUUCUCUAUGCUCUUCUCUGCGGCACUCUCCCAUUUGAUGAUGAACACGUACCCACACUCUUUAAGAAGAUCCGUGGAGGCGUAUUUUACAUCCCCGAAUACCUCAACCGGUCCGUUGCCACUCUCCUCAUGCACAUGCUGCAGGUCGACCCGCUUAAACGAGCAACUAUCAAGGACAUGAGAGAACACGAGUGGUUUAAACAAGAGUUGCCCAGUUACCUGUUUCCGGAGGAUCCUUCCUAUGAUGCCAACGUCAUCGAUGACGAGGCGGUGCGGGAAGUGUGUGAGAAGUUUGAAUGCACAGAGUCAGAGGUGAUGAACAGCUUGUAUAGCGGUGACCCACAAGACCAGCUUGCCGUAGCUUACCACCUCGUUAUCGACAAUCGGAGAAUCAUGAACCAAGCCAGUGAGUUCUACCUCGCCUCCAGCCCCCCCACUGGCUCAUUUAUGGAUGACAGUACUAUGCAUAUCCCACCUGGGGUGAAACCACACCCAGAGCGGAUGCCUCCUCUAAUAGCAGACAGUCCCAAAGCAAGGUGUCCUUUGGAUGCUCUGAAUACUACUAAGCCAAAACCUCUGACUGUGAAAAAGGCCAAGUGGCAUCUAGGAAUCCGCAGUCAAAGCAAACCUUAUGACAUUAUGGCCGAAGUGUACCGAGCUAUGAAACAGCUGGAUUUCGAAUGGAAGGUGGUGAACUCCUAUCAUCUUCGAGUGCGUCGGAAGAAUCCAGUAACUGGAAAUUAUGUGAAAAUGAGUUUACAGCUUUACCAAGUUGACAAUCGAAGCUAUCUCUUGGACUUUAAAAGCAUCGAUGAUGAUGUCAUGGAGCAGAGGUCAGGCUCAUCCACACCCCAGCGCUCUUGCUCCGCGGCUGGCUUGCACAGACCAAGACUGAGUAUUGAUUCUGCUGCUGCUGAAUGCCAGUCACUUACUGGAUCCCUGACUGGUUCCUUGACUGGGAGCAUAUCCUCCGUUACUCCACGCCUGGGGAGCCACACCAUGGAUUUUUUUGAAAUGUGUGCCAGUCUCAUUAUGGCAUUAGCUCGCUGACAAGCAGCACCGAGUCACCGGUCCCUCCUCAUGCAAUGCUGCACUGUGAGACUCUGGUCCUAUAUCACGUAUUUGUUUCCUUUUUCCUCCCACCUUCCCCCUCGUUUUUUGCUCUUUGGUCCCAUCCUGGGAAUCGUGUGCAUUGCUGUGCAAACUCUUCAGAAUCCAACUACUCCCUUGCAAAGGAUCUGGUUGCCCGUACAGCGCAUUAAGGGAACUAGGAACAGGUUUGUGUUGCUUACUACAUUCUGGUGGGAUAAAGAGAACCAGACAGCUUUUACCAGUGAACACGAUCAGGAAGCUUGGCCGUGGUUUUAAAAUAUGGAUAUAUUAUGCACAGAUUUAACAUGGGCUAUACCUUGGCUCAGUAAGAAGUCCCACCCCACGUGCAAUCAUGCUUGAAGUCUUCAUGGUCUUGGUAUCAGUCUGAAAUCAGCCAGCUUAAAUACAGUGUUGUGGUGGAAUACUGACUUUUCACAAAUUAUGAAAUGGAUAUUAAAUGCAAUUGUCUAUGCGUUCAAUGCACAUCUUCACCAUGUUUAACCAGGAGAACAGGUCAGCUGAUCAGAGAUCCCAGUGUUAAGCAUGAAUAAAACUAACUAGAAGAAAGGUGGAAAGUACAGUGUAUUCUGAACAAAAGCCUUGAAACUCCUGCUGAAGCUGCCUUAAUUUAUCAGAACUUAUGUAUAAGACUGUUUCUUCUUAUCUGUAUCUUUCCUAAGUUUUUAAAAUAGUUUCUUUACCCUCAUCUCACAAAGCUGUGAAGUAGGUACUGUAAACAUGGUAAUAUUUAUUCUUGUUGCUGGGAGCAUGUUCAUGCACUCUGUAUCAUGUUCUACUUGUGUGUUUUAUAAUCUUAAGAUAUUUUCUUUCUUUCGAGUGCAAAGCAAAGCUCAAUGACAUGACAGCUGUAGCGCCCACCUCAAUUUGGGCAGGAAAACCCCCCUCAUCUCCAGUUAAUCCCCGAGGGUCAAUACAACCAGCGUGUUGCAAUUCCUUGUUCAAGUAUUUUUUUUUUUUUAAAAGAAAGUUGCUUCUGAUUUUCUCUGGUUACGAUAUUUUGCCUGCCACUAUUAAAAAGCUCUGGAUAUAAUUUCUUUUUUUUUUAAAGAAAAACAAGGUCUGUAAAAAGGUUACAUGGGUUUUGGAAUUUCACUUUUUGUUAACAGAAGGACCAGGAAAGAAGAGAUGCUUUUUAUUAUUAUUCUUAUUAUUAAUAAUGAUUACACUACUUUUAAAAUAAUAGCUGUUGUGAAAGGGCAGAAGCCCUAGUUUCAGUUUUGUUCUUUGUGCAAGUAACCGACCGUUAGAAGUCACAAAGAAGCCUUUUACCUUCCAUUUAUGGUGUGGAAAGUGUUCCUCUGUGUACUGCACUGCAUGUGAUAGCUGUCUCCAUGGCUGACAUUUGCACUUUAAUAAACUCAGAGAUGGAAAAGAGAGACAAUAGCAACAAAGCCUUAAAAUAUAUAUUUAAAUUAAAGGCCUCAGCGCUGCUGGAAUUAAUGGUA